UUAGAACUAUAGGCUACUGCAGAUGUGGUAUUGAAUGAUACAAACACACUAGUUACAAAUAUCUGGUGCGACAGGCCUUUACCACUYCCAAGAUUUGUGAACAGACAAACUAGUAUCCUUUGCAAAUGAAUGCUUUUUUUCUUGAGUUAAUGUUUUCUAUUGCAUUGAAACAUUUGUUCAAUCAUUCCCAUGUAAUUGGUUGUAGGACUUAUAUUAGUGUUCGUGAGGUUUCUUUAUCUCACGUUGAGGUUUCACUAGAGGCCUUAUGGAAGCAGCAAAUGUGUCUGUAAAAUUUCCAUAUUUUGACUAAACGUAAUACMUGCAAGACAAGGUGGGAUCUUUUUUGUCGCUGAAAUGGAUUAUGCGACAAUUGCGGUUGAAACGCUUUUGUGCGGAAUUGUUWAUAUAAAAACCAUCCCAUUAAAGUUGUAGUCACGCGAUGUUUCAAGUUACCACCACGUGGAAAAACAUGCCGCGUUUAUAGACAGAUGGAAUAAAUUGUGAACUUUAUAACUUAUUUCGUGACAUKAUUUAUGGUGGUUAGGUGAACGGCGAUGAGCUUCAUGCACAUUUCCACUAAAUAUCGAGGGUGGGCUAUUUGAUUUAUGCUGGUGACAUGAUCGGUGCUUGGCUGCCAAUAAUAAAAUAAAAGUGAUCUGGCGUUUAUCUAGCCCAAACGCCGGUUGAUGGCGCUAUUGAGUCGUUUCAUUUAUUGUUCAAGUGAAUGCAUGCAUUGCUAUAAACUUGUAUCCGCUGUGGAUCGGUUCGUGAAUAAACAGUCUUCAUUCAGGCUCCAAAUACAUAUAUUUCCUUCUAAAUUCGAUUGAAUGAAAAGGCGAAAAAAUACGGAAAAUAUUACUACUUAGUGAUACAACAUUUUCCACCAGCAUGUGACGAAUGCCUAGUCCCGGAUAUUGCGUUCAGUCAAUCAGGUUGCUGAAGUCUGUUGUUUACCCCCUGGCUGAACUAGGGAAGCAUUAGCCAUAGCAUGGUGAUGGAAAAUGGUGCUUCGUAAAGAACGUCUGCAUAUUUUCCCUUUUUUAUAUAUUUUUGUCUUCUCGCCAUUAAAUCGAGUUAAGGAGGUAAAAGCUAAACUUUGUGGCUGCCUGUUGGCUCUGGGUCUUGGAGUAGGCCUCUCCCAGUACCAGUUUAAAAGUCACACAAAGCAUCACAUCCAGCAGGGCAGGUCAACCAUAGUCCACCUGUUUGAGUGGCGCUGGAAUGACAUAGCUGAAGAGUGUGAGCGAUAUCUGGGACCCAAUGGAUUUGAUGGAGUGCAGAUCUCCCCUCCCAGUGAGAACGUGGUGGUGACUAAACCAUGGAGACCGUGGUGGGAGAGGUACCAGCCAGUCAGCUACAACCUCUGUUCCCGCUCUGGAACCCAACAGGAACUCCGAGACAUGGUCUGCAGGUGCAACAAUGUCGGGGUGAAGAUCUAUGCAGACGUGGUCAUUAAUCACAUGUGUAUGUCUGGCGCGGGCGAGGGGGAGGGCAGACGCCGUUCGACCUGUGGCUCAUACUUCAAUGCCAGCAAGAGGGAGUUCCCAUCUGUGCCCUACUCCGCUUCCCACUUCAACGAUGACAAAUGCACCACCAGCAGCAGAAAUAUUGAGACUUACCAAGACAUUUAUCAGGUGCGUAACUGUCGUCUGCUAGGUCUUCUGGAUCUGGCGCAGGACAAGGAGCAUGUGAGGGAGAGGAUAGUGGACUACAUGAACAGACUGGUGGAUAUGGGUAUAGCAGGUUUUAGGAUGGACGCAUGUAAACACAUGUGGCCUGAGGACCUGAAGAACAUCUACAGCAGACUUCACAACCUCAACACCACCUGGUUCACACAGGGAUCCAGACCACUCAUUUACCAAGAGAUUAUCGACCUCGGUGGCGAGCCGAUAAAAGCGACAGAAUACUCUGGACUGGGUCUUGUCACAGAGUUCAAGUAUGGUACUAUGCUGGGCUCUGUCAUCCGCAAGUGGAACCAAGGGAAACUCUCUGACCUCAAGACGUGUGGUGAGAGCUGGGAUCUGCUGCCCUCAGGCGAGGCAUUGGUGUUUGUGGAUAACCAUGACAACCAGAGAGGGCACGGUGCAGGAGGGGCCUCCAUCCUCACCUUCUGGGAGCCCAGAAUGUAUAAAAUGGCUGUGGCUUUCAUGCUGGCCCAUCCCUAUGGAGUUACGAGAGUGAUGUCAAGCUACCGGUGGGAUCAACAUGUUGUGGAUGGAAAGGACCAGAAUGAUUGGAUAGGUCCUCCCAGCUUCCCUGACGGCUCCACCAAGCCUGUCCCCAUCCAGCCAGACGGCAGCUGUGGGGAGGGCUGGGUGUGUGAACACAGAUGGCCCACAAUCAGAAAUAUGGUGAUGUUCCGUAAUGUUGUCGAUGGAGAGCCGUUGUCUAACUGGUGGGACAAUGGGGGGAACCAGAUAGCUUUUGGACGAGGCAACCAAGGCUUCAUAGUUAUCAACAAUGAUAACUGUUCCCUGGAUGUGAUGCUGUACACCGGCCUUCAUGGAGGAACCUACUGUGAUGUCAUCUCCGGUCAGAGGUCAGGGGGGCGUUGCUCGGGGAAACAGGUGACCGUUGGAGGGGACGGGAGAGCACACUUCACCAUCAGCCCCUCUGACCCGGACCCUGUCAUUGCCAUUCACACGCACUCUAAGCUAGAGUAGCAGCUAAUAACACUGCACUUUAUACCACACUGUGAUAUUAUAGUUUGUGUAUCAUUACUGUAUUUCAAGUGGUCUUUCUAUCGAGGUUUGGAAAGAUGAUGAUUAAGAAAUAAGGCACGAGGGGGUGUGGUAUAUGGCCAACAUGUGGUAUAUUGGCCAUAUACCACAAACCCCCAAGGUGCCUUA
Salvelinus sp. IW2-2015 is the source of this 2849-nucleotide messenger RNA. The record is from RefSeq and is a predicted model, not a curated record. Lineage: Eukaryota; Metazoa; Chordata; Actinopteri; Salmoniformes; Salmonidae.